UCCCCCUCCCCCUCCUAGUAGAUGUCGCAGCCGCGCCCUGUCGUCCAGCAGCCAGAGCCGGCGACGGGCAGCGAGGGGACGCUGCUGUGCUGGGUGAGAACAAAAAGAUGAGUGGCUGGCGGAUCUAGGGGGUAAUCCAUCCCCUGCUGAGGCCUGGGAGGCCAACCCCAUCCGACUCCCUACGACCGCACCGCACGAGACCCCGGGCGAGAGCCAGUGCGCUGGUGCGGGGGCGGCCGGCGACCAGCGACUUGGCUGGGGAGAGGGAGGCGCGGGUGCGGGGCUGCCGUGCCGAGGCAGCGAGGGGAGGGAGUGUGGGUGCGCCGCCGUCCGGCGCGACGCGCUGCUGGCCCCACCCGCUAGCGCAAGCGCGCAGCGAGGCCGGCAGCCAGCAACCGCAAGCAACUUCACACCGCGGCAGGCGGCACAGUUCGCACUGCAAUUCGCAGGCGCGGUUGCACGAGGCAGCAAGCUAGCAAGUGCAAGCAUUUCAAUGACAAGUGUUUCAAAUUCUAUUUCCAUUGGUCUUCCUAGCUAUGGGCUAUUUGCAGAGACAAGGUUUAUAUCGCAGAGCUAUAGGAACUUCCCACGGAGAUCCUCUUAUAAAUAUCUUAGAAUCCGUGCAGUGCAAGGAAAUGAUGGGCGUCGAAGUCUUGUUGACAUCAUCCGAAUCAUCCCAGAACUGUCAAGAAACUAUUUCAGAAGCCGGUCAAGAAGAACCCUUUUUGGUGGCAUCUCUCUUCUAGGUGGCUUUUAUGUCGCUCAGACAAUCUCUCUGUCCUUUGGUGUACUGGCUGUGAAUGAUGUUAUAGCCGCAGUUGUUUGCGUCCUGCUGACAGAGUAUGUGACUAAGUUCUAUUACAGCCGGCCAAAGGUUACAUUUCCCAUUGCGCUCCUCAACAAUUUCAAGAUGGGUUUCACAUAUGGUCUGUUUAUCGAUGCCUUCAAGCUUGCUAGCUGAGCUGCAUUACCUCCUGCUUGGCUGCUUCUCACACCCUUGAUCACCGCACACAUGGCAGUUAUAUGGUAUAUAGUAUAGUUUUAUUUGCCGGGACCUUUAUCUUUCUUCCUUGGUCUGGUUCUUCUAUGUGAAGAUUGACCCCACUACUGGUAGUCUCGUCAGGACUGCUGGGACAGAUGGCACAUGGAAUCCAUGUUUUGUUUCUGCUCUUUGUUAAUCAAUGUAUCACGUACACUUACCUUUGUUACUGCUCUUUGCCCGGAAGUCGAUUCAAUGAAUUAGUGUAUCUGUUGUGUAGUUACUCCACGUUCUGAAUUUCUUUGAACUAUUCUCUUUA
Molecule: messenger RNA, 1298 nt
Organism: Panicum virgatum (switchgrass)
Lineage: Eukaryota; Viridiplantae; Streptophyta; Magnoliopsida; Poales; Poaceae
Exons: 2
Coding region: 494-961 (155 amino acids)
Source: RefSeq, a predicted model, not a curated record